CCCAAAUCACCCAAACUAUGCUUCUGUCGCAUCGCACUGCAUAGCCAUUCACCAUCGCCUUUUAGAGACCGGUCGACAUCGCUGGAGGCCCACCGUCGCAUCGUGCAUUUCGACGAUCGCCUGUGAGCCACGGCUCGUCAUUCCGCCGCAUCUCACCUUGAAUCUCGUGCUCCUCAGCCACCGACGACGGUCGUUUGCAGCCAUACCUCGCCAUUUCAUUGCAUUUCAGCUCUGCAUCUCGCGCUCGUGAGCCACCGACGACUGUCGUUUGCAGCCACGCCCCGCCGUCGCGCCACACGCCAACUGCAUGCCCACACUCUGAAGUUAACCAACAUGUCAUGGUUAAGUCUCGCAAGAGCUAGAAGAAUUCCUCACAUCAAAUCUGUACUAAAAUGUCAUCCUCUUCAACCAAGGGCCCAUGAUUUUAGCGGAGCCAACAGGUACAAGAACAUCAGCACUCCACAAAAUUGGUCGAGUUUUGUCGGUCAUCACCGGGUUCCUGUGCCAAGAUUUGAAGUUAGCACGCCACCAAUCGGUCGUUGGCUUGAUAAUAGUUGUAGGAAGAGGCAUUUCGCUACUUACCAAACUUUUACUAGUGCAGAACGGAAAUCAAGAAAAAUGCUGAUAUAUCUAACGGGUGUGGUUGCUGUCAUGAUUGGGUGUACUUAUGCUGCUGUUCCUCUUUAUAGAAGGUUCUGCCAAGCUACUGGCUAUGGAGGGACCAUUCAGCGUCGGGAGACUGUUGAAGAGAAGAUUGCACGCCAUGGUAAAGAAGGAACUGUCACCACAAGGGAUAUCGUGGUGCAAUUUAAUGCCGAUGUGGCUGAUGGAAUGCCUUGGAAGUUUAUCCCUACUCAAAGAGAGGUGAAGGUAAAGCCAGGAGAGAGUGCUCUUGCAUUUUAUACGGCUGAGAACCGAAGUUCAACCCCAAUAACUGGUGUAUCUACAUAUAAUGUGACCCCUAUGAGGGCUGCCGUGUACUUCAAUAAAAUACAAUGCUUUUGCUUUGAGGAGCAGCGUCUUCUUCCUGGGGAGCAAAUUGAUAUGCCUGUAUUCUUUUAUAUUGACCCAGAAUUCGAAACAGAUCCAAGAAUGGAUGGAAUUAACAAUAUAAUUCUAUCCUAUACAUUUUUCAAGGUUGAGGAGUGAAUGAUCCUUAUGCCUGAACAUCCUUCCUCAAAUAAGAGCUUUGCAUGGUACUGCCUGCUGCCUUCAUACUUAAUUUGGUACAGAUAGUUAUAUAAAUGAUGGAUUAAUUUCUGUCUGGUCGUGCUUAUGACCAUGGAUUUUGAUUCCUAAAUACCUUCAUUUUCAAGUGGCAAAGUGGGAUUUUUUAUAUUACAAAUGACUGAUGUUAGCUUAAGGGUUCGCUCAA
This is a messenger RNA of Manihot esculenta (cassava), 1375 nucleotides long. Its product is annotated as cytochrome c oxidase assembly protein COX11, mitochondrial. NCBI's taxonomy places the organism in Eukaryota, Viridiplantae, Streptophyta, Magnoliopsida, Malpighiales, Euphorbiaceae. Gene Ontology annotation, cellular component: mitochondrial inner membrane. The record is from RefSeq and is a predicted model, not a curated record. Bases 334 to 1149 code for a protein of 271 amino acids. Gene Ontology annotation, molecular function: copper ion binding. The transcript has 8 exons.